CUUUAACAAUUGUUAAUAUUAUUAAUACAUCUUAUAGUCAUCAAAAAUAUUAUUUUUUUAAAAAAUAUGUAUGUAGGCUUUGACCAUAUAAACUCAUACAUACUCAUUCAUUCCAUAGGUGUUAUGACCAGUGCUAAAAUCAACACAUUUUCACAUAUCAUCAAUCAAUGGCAAAGAAACCUGUGAAAUAUUACGUGGUUGAUGCUUUCACUGAUUCAGCAUUCAAAGGAAAUCCAGCAGCAGUGUGUUUAUUAGAAGAAGAAGAAGAGAAGGAUAAUCAAUGGUUGCAAUCAGUUGCUGCUGAAUUCAAUAUGCCUAUGACUGCUUAUUUAACUCCCAUUCAUGGAACCUCUGUUCCUCGUUUUGGUGUUAGAUAUUUUACUCCUUCUAGUACCGAGGUUAAUCUUUGUGGGCAUGCUACAUUAGCAGCUGCACACAUACUUUUCUCAUCUGGUUUGGGGGACAAGAAUGUUAUUGAAUUUGUGACGCUAUCUGGACUUUUAACUGCUAAAAAAGUCCCUUCGAUCGAUGUCACCAGUGCACCAAAUUUGCAGAAUGGUGAAGCUAAGGAUGGAUUCUAUAUUGAAUUGGAUUUUCCUGCUGAUCCUAUUGCAGAAUUCAACUCUAAUGACACUUCUCUUAUUUCUGAGGCAUUGAAUGGUGCUUCCAUAGUUGAUAUAAAGAGGACUCAAAUUGCAGAUGAUAUAUUUGUUGUUGUCACAUCUGGAAAAAAUGUCACAGAAGUACAGCCACAACUUGAUGCAAUUUCUAAAUUACCUGGAAGGGGAGUAACUGUCACAGGGAUUGCUCCUCCAGAGUCCGGAUUUGAUUUCUAUAGUCGAUUCUUCGCCCCAAAAUAUGGAAUCAAUGAGGAUCCUGUUUGUGGGACUGCACAUUGUGGCUUGGCAUCAUACUGGAGCAAGAAGCUGGGAAAGUGUGAUUUAAAUGCUUAUCAGGCAUCAGCUAGAGGGGGAAUUCUCAAUCUUCGUGUUGAUGAACAGAAACAAAGUGUGUUUUUCCGUGGGAAGGCUGUUAUAGUUAUGGAAGGCUGUGUUCUGGUAUAACUUUGUUAUUAGCAUUGCAUUGAAAUAGUAGCUCACUUCAAUUGCACCAAGUAUAUGCAAUAAUAAAUAUUCUUAUGAUAUGAUACUUUAUCACACAAGGAAACAAUUUGGUAUCUGAUGUACACAAAAUUAGGUGUGCAGUGUAUUAGGAUUUAUUGAAUUGAAUAAAUUGGUCUAGUGGUUACUACUUUUUAGCAGGCAUCACCUAUUGAAGUAGUUGUUUGUUCAUAUUUCAUGCUAUUGGAAAAAAAGAAUA
This is a messenger RNA of Trifolium pratense (red clover), 1320 nucleotides long. RefSeq lists its product as uncharacterized. Gene Ontology annotation, biological process: biosynthetic process. The record is from RefSeq and is a predicted model, not a curated record. Gene Ontology annotation, cellular component: cytoplasm. NCBI's taxonomy places the organism in Eukaryota, Viridiplantae, Streptophyta, Magnoliopsida, Fabales, Fabaceae. The transcript has 6 exons. The coding region runs from base 168 to 1064 and encodes 298 amino acids. Gene Ontology annotation, molecular function: isomerase activity.